Megalobrama amblycephala (Wuchang bream) is the source of this 6584-nucleotide messenger RNA. It is a transcript of the gene trpm7, whose product is annotated as transient receptor potential cation channel, subfamily M, member 7. Bases 248 to 5752 code for a protein of 1834 amino acids. Gene Ontology annotation, molecular function: calcium channel activity; protein serine/threonine kinase activity; ATP binding. Lineage: Eukaryota; Metazoa; Chordata; Actinopteri; Cypriniformes; Xenocyprididae. Gene Ontology annotation, cellular component: membrane. The transcript is spliced from 40 exons. Gene Ontology annotation, biological process: calcium ion transport; protein tetramerization; monoatomic cation transmembrane transport. The record is from RefSeq and is a predicted model, not a curated record.
CCCUGCUCAUGUGACGCGCCGCGGGCUGACUCAGCGGGAGGGACGGGCUCAAACCGACUCCGUCACGCCGCGUCAGUCCAGAGUCGCACAAUUAUGAAAAAUCCACCUUCCGCUGGAGCUGCAGCGGACGCACACGACUCCCACCGCCGCCACCGGGCUUUCCUUCCUAGGCUUACCGAGCAGCGCAGCGCCGAUAGAUGGCUAGACGCCCCGGAUCAGCGCCUCGUGAGUCUGAACGGUGAAGAGAAUGUCCCAGAAGUCCUGGAUCGAACACACUUUCACCAGGAGGGAAUGUGUCUAUAUUCUGCCCGUGUCGAAGGACCCGCACAGAUGCCUCCCGGGAUGUCAGAUCUGCCAGCAGCUGGUGCGAUGCUGCUGCGGGCGGCUGGUUCGGCAGCAUGUGGGCUUCACGGCCACACUGGCGGUCAAAUACUCAGACGUGCGCGUGACCGAGGGCGAGCCGGCGGAUCUGGAGCAGUGGAGCGUGGAGAAGCACACGGAGGAGAGUCCGACUGAUGCUUACGGAGUCAUCAACUUCCAGGGCGGAUCGCAUUCGUACAGAGCCAAGUAUGUGCGUCUGUCCUACGACUCGCGUCCGGAGGCCGUCCUGCGGCUCAUGCUGAAGGAGUGGCAGAUGGAGCUGCCGAAGAUCGUCAUCAGCGUUCACGGAGGAAUCCAGAACUUCGACCUCCAUCCGCGGAUCAAACAGGUGGUGGGGAAAGGCCUGAUCAAAGCUGCCGUCACCACCGGGGCCUGGAUCCUGACCGGAGGGGUCAACACAGGUGUGGCCAAACAUGUGGGCGACGCUCUGAAAGAACAUCUGUCCAGAUCAGCGCGGAAAAUCUGCACGGUGGGAAUCGCGCCCUGGGGAGUGAUCGAAAACAGGAACGACCUCAUCGGAAGAGACGUUGUAGCGCCGUAUCAAACUCUGCUGAAUCCUCUCAGUAAACUCAACGUGCUCAAUAACUUCCACUCUCAUUUCAUCCUGGUGGAUGAUGGGACCGUCGGGAAAUAUGGAGCUGAAGUCAAGCUCAGGAGAGAGCUGGAGAAACACAUUAACCUGCAGAGAAUCCACGCACGCAUUGGUCAGGGCGUCCCUGUAGUGGCCCUGAUUUUUGAAGGGGGUCCAAACGUGAUCCUGACGGUGCUGGACUAUCUGCAGGAGAGUCCGCCGGUGCCGGUGGUGGUGUGUGAGGGGACGGGGCGCGCCGCGGAUAUACUGGCAUACGUACACAAGCAGACGGAGCAGGACGGCGCGCUGCCUGAUGGCGUUGAGGUCGACAUCAUUGCAACAAUCAAGAAAACGUUCAACUUUAGCCACAGCGACGCGCUGCAUCUGUUCCAGACGCUGAUGGAGUGUAUGAAGAACAAAGAGCUGAUCACAGUGUUUCCCGUGGGCUCUGAGGAUCAUCAGGACAUCGAUGUGGCGAUCCUGAAGGCUCUGCUCAAAGGCACGAAUGCGACGGCCUUCGAUCAGCUGGUCUUGACUCUGGCGUGGGAUCGCGUGGACAUCGCUAAAGACCACGUGUUUGUUUACGGACAACAGCUGCUGGUUGGUUCUCUCGAGCAGGCGAUGUUGGAUGCGUUAGUGAUGGACCGUGUGGAGUUUGUUAAGCUACUGAUAGAGAACGGCGUCAGUAUGCACCGAUUCCUCACGAUCACACGUCUGGAGGAGCUUUACAACACGAAACAAACGCCAACCAACCCGACCCUCUACCACCUGGUGCGAGACGUCAAACAGGGAAACCUCCCGCCCAACUAUAAGAUCACGCUGAUCGACGUGGGGCUGGUGAUCGAGUUCCUGAUGGGCGGAACGUACCGGUGCAACUACACGCGCAAACGCUUCCGCAUCAUCUAUAACAACCUGCACGGGAACAGCCGGCGGUCAGGGCGACACGCGACCAGCAGCUCCCAUGAGUCCUUCAGCAUUCAGGCUGAUAAAAAAGAGAAAACCCGACACAAUCACUUCAUCAAGACCGCUCAGCCCUACAAGCCCAAGCUGGAUUCGGCCACGGAGCAGCAGAAGAAGAAGAGCAGAGAGGAGGUGGUGGACAUCGACGACCCGGAGACGCGGCGCUUCCCGUACCCCUUCAACGAGCUUCUGGUGUGGGCCGUGCUGAUGAAGCGGCAGAAGAUGUCCCUGUUCUUCUGGCAGCACGGCGAGGAGUCCAUGGCCAAAGCGCUGGUGGCCUGCAAACUGCUGCGCUCCAUGGGAUACGAGGCCAAGAAGAGCGACGUGGUGGACGACACCUCGGAGGAGCUGAAGGAGUACUCCAAUGAGUUCGGCACGCUGGCGGUGGAUCUGCUGGAGCAGUCGUUCCGGCAGGACGAGACGAUGGCCAUGAAGCUGCUGACGUACGAGCUGAAGAACUGGAGCAACUCCACCUGUCUGAAGCUGGCGGUGUCGUCGCGUCUCCGGCCCUUCGUGGCUCACACCUGCACGCAGAUGCUGCUGUCCGACAUGUGGAUGGGACGCCUGAACAUGCGCAAGAACUCCUGGUACAAGGUGAUCUUGAGCAUCCUCGUUCCUCCCGCCAUCCUUCUGCUGGAGUACAAGACCAAAGCGGAGAUGUCCCACAUUCCCCAGUCGCAGGACGCCCAUCAGAGCAUGGAGGACAGCGAGCACAACCUGCAGAACCCCGACGACAUCCAGAUGGAUGUCUUUAAAGAAGUGCGAAUGAAUGAGAACGCAGAAAUGAAAAGCGAAUCGGAGGUCCACGUCCGCUCGCGCCGAUUACCCAUCACACGCAAGUUCUACGCCUUCUACCACGCGCCCAUCGUCAAGUUCUGGUUCAACACGCUCUUUUAUAUCGGGUUCCUGAUGCUGUAUUCAUUUGUGGUGUUGGUGAAAAUGGAGCAGCUUCCGUCUCCUCAGGAAUGGAUCGUCAUUCUGUACAUCUUCACGCUCGCGGUGGAGAAGAUACGAGAGAUGUUCAUGUCUGAAGGAGGGAAAAUCAGUCAGAAGAUUAAGGUGUGGUUCAGUGACUACUUUAACAUUUCUGACUUCCUGGCCAUCCUGAUGUUCUUCGUGGGCUUCGGUCUGCGAUUCGGCAGUGGUAACGUGUUCAUCGCGGGCCGGAUCGUGUACUGCCUUAACAUCAUCUUCUGGUAUGUGCGGCUACUGGAUAUCCUGGCUGUCAAUCAGCAGGCGGGGCCGUACGUCAUGAUGAUCGGGAAGAUGGUGGCCAACAUGUUCUAUAUUGUGGUCAUUAUGGCUGUUGUGCUGCUGAGUUUUGGGGUUCCUCGUAAAGCCAUUUUGUACCCAAAUGAGGAUCCUUCAUGGACUUUGGCCAAAGAUGUGGUUUUCCAGCCCUACUGGAUGAUGUAUGGUGAAGUUUAUGCGUACGAGAUUGACGUGUGUGCAAACUCAAGUGAGGAUCAUGCUAAGGAGCUGUGUGCGACGGGCGUUUGGUUGACGCCGCUGCUGCAGGCCGUCUAUCUGUUCGUCCAGUACAUACUGAUGGUGAACCUGCUCAUCGCCUUCUUCAAUAACGUGUACCUGCAGGUGAAGUCCAUAUCUAACCUGGUGUGGAAAUACCAGCGCUACCACUUCAUCAUGGCGUAUCACGACAAGCCCGUCCUGCCGCCGCCGCUGAUUCUGCUCAGCCACAUGGCGUCUGUCCUGUCGUCCAUCUGCAGGAAGAGGAAGAAGGACAGCAGCACCUACGGACCAAAGCUCUUCCUGACCGAGGAGGACCAGAAGAAACUGCACGAUUUCGAAGAGCAGUGCGUAGAGACGUAUUUCCACGAGAAAGACGAUCAGUUUCACUCUGGGAGUGAAGAGAGAAUCAGACUCACGUCCGACAGGGUGGAAACGAUGUGUGUGCAGCUGAAGGAGGUUGGAAACAAGGUGAACUUCAUCAAGCGCUCUUUGCACACGCUUGAUUCUCAAAUCGGACACCUGCAGGACCUCUCGGCGCUCACGGUGGACACGCUGAAGGCGCUGACAGCCCAGCGCGCGUCUGAGGCCAGUAAAGUGCACAACCAGAUCACGCGUGAGCUCAGCGUCUCCAAGAACCUGGUGCCCGAUGUGACGGGACACUCGAAGUCGAGCGCGCUGGUGCGCUGCAGUGUGGGAUUCCUGCCGCCCGCCGCCAGCAUAGCGGAGUCGCUGUUUGGGGGCGGAGCCGAAGGGCUGCAGGGGGCGGAGCUUCCUCAGAGCCCGGACAGACGCGCUCCGUUCACGGCCGAGGCGGGAUCCUCCAGCUGUGCCUUACCGCAGUCGCUCACGCGCACUCACUCCCACAGACGCUCCCUCCGUGAGCACGCGGGUCCCGCCAGCCUCGUCAGUGCGCCGGCAACCGCGGCUACAUUCUUUGUCAGCACGCCGUCACACCUCGCCGACUCUCAGCACUCGGGGCAGACGGAGCCGUCGCACAGCGCCGUGGAGUUUGGUGCCUUCGUGGGUCACAAGGAUGAGCCUGAAGGUCAGAAGUCGUUCCCUAAGGAGAGUGCAGUGAGCGGGCGGCAGUCGAGUCCGUCCAGAAAGGGUCGAGAUGUGGCGGUGUCGCAGGGUCACAUGCGGACGGUGAACUCGUACGCCGGUUUCACAGAGUUCGACAGAAACCCUUCGUUCCUGCAUCCAGAGUCCACGCUCAGUAAGCAGGAGAGGACGCGUGUGUCGCUGGAGGACGUCUCGCGCUACGAGGAUCUGUCGGCCGCUCUGCUGUUGGGUAAAUCAGCUCAAUCCAGCAAACUGAGUCCAGGAGAAGACAUCUCAAACACUGCAGCGGGUCUGUACGCCGCCCGUCACACACACCUGGGCGCACGCAAGGACUCGAUCGGUUCUCCGUUCAAGCCCAUGGAGAGUUAUCAGUAUUCAGCGGUGGAGCGUAAUAACCUGAUGCGGUUGUCCCAGAGUAUUCCAUUCACCCCAGUGCCCCCUAGAGGUGAACCCGUGACCGUGUACCGUCUGGAGGAAAGUUCUCCCAACAGCAUCAAUAACAGCAUGUCGUCGUGGGCUCAGCGCGGCCUCUGCGCCAAGAUCGAGUUCCUCAGUAAGGAGGAGAUGGGCGGAGGCCUGCGGCGCGCGCUGAAGGUUCUCUGCACCUGGUCCGAAUACGACAUUCUGAAACCUGGACACCUGUACAUCGUCAAAUCCUUCCUACCUGAGGUGGUCAACACCUGGCAAACCAUUUACAAAGAGGAAACAGUCCUACACCUCUGUCUCAGGGAAAUUCAGCAGCAGAGAGCGGCUCAGAAACUCACGUUUGCCUUCAAUCAGAUCAGACCCAAAACAAUCCCAUACUCACCCAGGUUCCUGGAGGUGUUCCUGCUGUACUGUCAUUCUGCGGGUCAGUGGUUUGCCAUUGAGGAAUGUAUCACUGGAGACUUCCGCAAGUUUAAUAACAACAACGGGGAUGAAAUCGUCCCAACUAACCUUCUGGAAGAAACCAUGCUGGCCUUCAGCCACUGGACGUAUGAAUACACACGCGGAGAGCUGCUCGUGCUGGACCUGCAGGGAGUCGGUGAGAUUCUGACAGAUCCGUCGGUCAUUAAGAGCGGAGAGAAAGGGUCUUACGAUAUGAUCUUCGGUCCUGCAAACCUCGGCGACGACGCCAUUCGAAACUUCCGCGCCAAACAUCACUGCAACUCGUGCUGCCGAAAACUCAAACUUCCAGACCUGAAACGGAACGACUACACCCCAGAUAAACUCACGCUGCAGCACGACCCCUCCGAGGGCCCGUCCCACUCGCCGCCUACAGGGGGCGCCACUAAGGAACAGCGCCCAUCCAUGCGCUUAAUGCUGUGAGCCGCACGCACACAAACACACUCCUGCAGGGCUCGCAUUGCUGAAAACGGUCUUCGCAUUGUCCCGAGUAGCGCAUGAUACAAGAAACAAAGACACGGUGCGCGUUUGCGUGUUUUGUGCGUGAUUUUUAUGCCGUUACGUUGAGAAUGAGUCACCUCUGAACAAAUGAACAGAUGCAACUUAGAUGUUUUAAUAAGUCACAUUUUAUCCUGUACAAUUAUAACAGGGAUUGUCAUCUUUUAAAAGUAUUUUUUAAGAUUUUUAUGUCUGUAUAAAAUUAUAAAGUGGUUAAUAACUGGUACAUUAUCACUGUAUAGUUAAAUAUUUAUUCUAAACUACAACAAGUUGCCUUGUAUAAAAUAAAGCAAUUUUACAUGUGAUGUCCGUCACUUUUUGGAAAGAACACUUGCUUAUGAUACUAUUAUCAGAUUUUGUACAGAGCUGUAUGCCAACAGAAUGUUUUUAUGUACAGAAACACACAUGUGGAGAGCUGUAUGAAUGCAUUUAUGUUUCAGACUUCAUUUAUGUUUGAAUCUCGUGUAGAUUAUGGGCAGAUUGCAAUGCAAAUGACAGCGCAGUGUGUGUGAUUUCACUGUGCUGACCACUGAAACCAGUCCACACAAUCAAGACUCGAGUUUAUUAUGUUACAGCGGUACUUUUGUCAUUUAUUGUCGUUGGAGUAUCGUGUGAGAGUGUUAAUCUAGUGUAUCUCAUAGAUACAUUUAUCUGGCACGAUUCUAUCAGCUGAAACAUGAGAAUAUUUGAUGCUGGUGAUAUUAAUGGAUCUGUAAACAUUUUUUACUGUAUAUUUAAUAAAACACUGAAAAAAUCA